CGACUAAGACUGCGCCAAUGCACAUGACCAUCAUGUGUGGAAUCAAGUAUAGUAGAGUAGAGUGUUCGAGAGCAGCCAGCUGAUUCAGCCUGCAGUUUCUCCAGAGUGACAGCUGGAGCACUGAUGGCGACACAGCUGUUCACGAUUGGCGAUUGACUCACCACAUGAUUACGAUCACGUGUGGGUGAUUCUCGCGAAAUUAGACUUAUGAGGUGUCAUGAAACAUUUUGAUAAUAAAAGUAAAUGCUAUCAAAAUAAGAAGGAUACAGUUAUAAACAUCUCUUCAUCUACUAUUUUGCACAUGAUUUCAAAUUACAUAAUAAAUACCAAUUUAUUAAUUUUUUUCACAUUUAAGGGAAAAUUUCUCAUUACCGCAACGUGUCCAUGACUGGAUUUGGGUUCUUUGAGGUGGAAUAUUUUAUAAUUAAAAAAUAUAAAAAAUAAAAAGCUUCAGUGCAUGUUGUACUAUAAACAUUUACAGUAAAUAAACAUGUGGUAUUUUGUGAUCAUUGGUAAAUGUAAUAAAAAUAAUAAGGAAUAUAAAUGUGUCCAAGACCAAUUUUCUCAUCCUCCGCAACAAUUUUCAAUCAUUGUUUAAGUCCUCAAGGAACUAACAUUUUCAAGGAGUUUUGCUGGAAGGGACAUAAUUGACUGUGACACUCAAGAUGGCUACCAGGUAAGCAGUUCUUAUUUUUUUUCUCCAGAUAAAAGUUAAAAUGUUGCUUGUCAAAGUACCUACACAACUUUUUAGUUCUCAUUACCGAAACAUGAGUUUGUGAAGUUUUAAAAAAUGUUGCCGUUUUAAUUUUUUGAUUGCUAUAUACCCCAUUAUGGUCUAAAUAUAAAAAGAGAGGGAAAGUUUAGCUAACCCUCAUUUAGCUUCAACAGUAAGCAAAAAUGUUUAAGGUCGCUCAUCCUCCGCAACACCAUUAUCAUUCACCGCAACAAUUGAAGGCCUGUUGCGGUAGAGAUACUCAAUGUUUCAGUAAUGAGAAAAAGACUUAUGAAGGAGGAAUGUGCACUAUAACUCUAAGCUAAUAAGCUAAUUUCAAUAUAACUUGAUAUUUGCCUUAACUUCUUGAACAGAUUGCACAAACAAAAUAGCUAUUACAACCCCUCCAGCAGGGCUCACAAAUUUUUCAUUUUUAUGAAGUGCAUCCACAAAAAGGACUGUGAAUGCAGUAUAGGCCACCUACUAUAAAUGUAAUAUUAUUAAAUUUUAUUAUUAAAUUUUUUACUGUAAAACAAUGUAUUUCUAUGUCUUUUUUUAUGAAAUGUUACAUUCAAUCAAGAUGGAUAUUGUAUAUUUUGUUACAGGCAAGCAUCAGUUGAAAAGAAAAGGGCAUCAGCGAAAGAAAGGCUUGCAAAGCAUAGGGAAAAAAUAUAUAGUAAUCCAGUGUUACUUGAGGAGUACAGAAGAAAGGAGAGAGAAAGGUCAGGGAACAGGGCGAUAAUAGGGAGCAUAUAUAACUUGGAUUAAUUGUUUUGACCAACACUUGCACUCAUUCCCACACAGACACAUGUAUGCACACAGAAACAUAAGUACACACACACACACACACACACAAACACACAGUUGCUGACAUGCAAAUGUGAAGGCUGACAUAAUUGUACAGUAUACGCUAUAUUGUAGAUAUACACACUCUCUUUCACACUCAUCACACACAGACAUGUGUGUGCGUGCUUACACUCACACAAGCAUGCACACACACACACACAAACACACACACGCCUACCAUUCAUAAAUGAAAAAUUGUGUGCAUUUGUAUUUAUGUCAGUGCUUACUGCAUUUCACCUUUCAUUAUUUUUUUCUUUUUAAGGUAUCGGAAACGUAAAGAAAAUGGUAAAAUUAAGACUACUCAAGACCUCACAAGUAGACAGCAUGAGAGAAAAAAAAAAUGUGGAAGAAAAAUUCUGCAAAAUAUUACAGAAAAAAAAAGCAAGAGCAAGCACUUCUAGAUCUAUCCCCAGCAUCUUCAUUUUCUGAGACAGAAAAUUCCUUUGGAAAUGAAGAAAAUAACAGACAGGAACAAGACACAAAUAAUGAAAGUCUGAACAGAACACCAGCAAAAGAAAGUUUAGACCUGAAAGGGCCAAUUGAGGCAUCAACCCCACAGAGAACACGGCCAGUCAUUAAAAAAAGAGAGCGGGCAUCAAGGACUGUGGCCAAAUUAAGAGCAAAACUAAGGUAUGUUGAAGAGAAACUUAGGGCAAAGAAAACACAACUGCUGACACUAAACAGAAAAAUUAGAAGGCUGGCGGCUAAUAGAACAAAAAGUGCAAUGCUACCAGCAAAUAUUUCACAGAGGGUCAGUAUCAGAGAGGCUAAAAAGGGACUGAUGAUCAAUAGCAGGCGCAAACAACUUGACAAGAUUGUGAGCAUGUUCCUACAUCGGGAUGAUGUCUCAACUAUCAUAAAUGGCAAGUCUGGAGAGAUUCGUCGCAAGGGACAAAUUUAUAGAAAAAGAGCACUCACAGACACCAUGGCAAAACUCCAUCAACGCUUCCUUGUUGAACAUCCUGAGCAAACAGUGUCCAAAGCUCAGUUCUUUAGAUUGAGGCCAUUUUGGAUUAUUAGGCCUAAAGUUAAAGACAGAGAGACGUGUGCAUGUAAAAUGCACGAGAACAUUGGCUUUAAAUUAAAAAGAAUGCAACAACUGGGUAUCAUUGAAACAUCAAGCCCAGAGGAUCUUGUGCAGUCCAGUGUGUGUGACACUGGCAACAUGUCCUGCAUGUACGGCAGAUGUCAAAAAUGCAUUGAAAAGACCUUUCCCACAUCCUUAGAUCCUCUCACUCAGGGGAACACGGUCAUCUGGCAAGAGUGGGUCACAAGGUCUGUCACUGUAACAAAGACCCUCAAGGAUGGAUCUACAGAAGAAAGGCAGACAAAGAAAACGGUCCUCGAAAAACGUACCUCAUCCAUUGAGCGGUUGCUGGCCCUAACAACAGAACACCUUCCAGGUUUUGCCAUUCACAUGUUUAAUGUCAAGAACCAAUAUUUGUCAUUGAAAGCAAUGAAAGAUACCCUGACAGAUGAUGCUGUUGCUGUGCAUGUAGAUUACAGCGAAAAUUACAGCUGCAAAUAUGCCAAAGAAAUCAAGGACACCCAUUUUGGAACUGGGAAUGAUCAGGUAACCCUCCACACCGGGGUACUCUAUCUCAGUAGGGGCAGAGUGGAAGCCUUUGCAUCCCUCUCAUCAUCUCUACAGCACGAUGCAGUGGCAACCUGGGCUCAUCUUGACCCAGUGCUGAGAUACAUACGAGGAAAGUAUCCUGAAGUCCACAACCUACAUUUCAUUUCAGAUGGCCCAACUUCCCAGUAUAGAAACAAAACAUCUUUCUAUCUAGCCUCCACUGUGCCCUUUAUGCAUGGAUUUGAAUGGGUGACCUGGAACUAUACUGAGGCAUCACAUGGCAAAGGUGCACCAGAUGGAGUUGGUGGGGCCUUGAAGAAUCUUGCGGACAGAAUUGUUUCUUAUGGGACCAGUAUUCCUGAUGCAGACUCUCUGUAUGAGCAGCUGAAGAACAAUUCAUCAGUGACUCUGUACAAAGUAUCAGAGGAGAAAAUAAAGGCCAGCCGCGAAUUGGUUCCCCCCAACCUGAAAGCAGUUCCUGGGACACUGAAAAUACACCAACUGACAUCCACAAAACCAGGAGUCAUAAAUACACGGGAGGUGUCAUGCUUUUGUGGAAAAAAUUGCCAGUGCUUUUCUACAAAUUGCCACAUGUUCUCUGAGGAAAGAGAUGAGGACCCUGACAGAACAGAGGCCACCAUAGAGGUUGGACAGUGGGUCCUGGUUGAAUACGAUGGUGACUUGUUCCCUGGUACAGUCACACAGAUUGCUGAAGGGCAGUAUGAAGUCGACACCAUGAAUUGUGCAGGGGAGAACCGCUUCUAUGUACCAAGCAUCAGAUUUCCAGGAGAAAGGGUCUGGUACUAUCGUCAGGACAUACGGGACAUAAUCCCAGAACCACUUCCUGUCACCUCCUCUGCUAGACAUUUCUGCAUUUUACCUGACAUAUGGGCAAAACACAAGAAAUGCUCAUGAAUGAGUUACAGUUUAGGGAAAAGGUGAUUGGUACAGAGCAGUCAUUCCAGUUGUUUGUUCUAGUUGUUUGACCAACUCAAAUCGAGUUGCUGCUAUUCAAGUUCUUCACAUUAAAUUAUUCUCAGAAAAAGUUUGUGUGGUUCAAUGUCAGGACCAAAUUGUUUUAGCUAAACUAAAUUCUUUUUACAAGAGCACAUGAUGCUGUUAAAUUUAAAUGUUUCUCAGGACCACAUGAUGAUAUGUUACAUUGAAAUAGUUCUCAUCACAGGGUUGUAUGUUUAACUAGAAUGAUAAAAUGUAUACUAAUGGUUGUAUAAUUGUUAGUACUACAGUGUAGGCUACAUGACAUGAUUCUUAAGAAGAGCACAAGAUUGUAACUUGUUAACACAAGUCAUGGUAUUGUGAUGAUUACAAUAAAUGAGAAAAUGAAACACUGUUUAUGAAAUAAAUGUUCUUUUAAAAAUUGUAUGAGUUUUAAAUAUGUAAUAUAGGGUUAGGCAUCAAACCCCUUUGUCAACAGUCAAUGUUUGAGCUAAAUAUCAUUUCCGAAACAUUGAUCCUCAUUACCGAAAUGACAUUUUCAUUACCGCAACAUGUAUAUUUUUUACAAAUUAAGCAAUAAUUAGAUCAUCAUAAUUUGUUUUAAAAUGCAUAUACAUAUUAUACAACACUGCUUAUUUAAAGUCUGCUACAUGACAAAUGUGUAUGGUAUCUUUUAGUAAAAUAAUUAAAUAAAAGAAAUUGUAAGUCAUCGCGCAUGUUUCGGUAAUGAGAGAAAAUAAGGAAAUUACAAAAAAUAAUAAAU
Carassius auratus (goldfish) is the source of this 4854-nucleotide messenger RNA. RefSeq lists its product as uncharacterized. NCBI's taxonomy places the organism in Eukaryota, Metazoa, Chordata, Actinopteri, Cypriniformes, Cyprinidae. The coding region runs from base 1899 to 4049 and encodes 716 amino acids. The record is from RefSeq and is a predicted model, not a curated record. The transcript has 3 exons.